Messenger RNA from Prosopis cineraria, 1215 nucleotides. RefSeq lists its product as uncharacterized. The record is from RefSeq and is a predicted model, not a curated record. Bases 111 to 1055 code for a protein of 314 amino acids. NCBI's taxonomy places the organism in Eukaryota, Viridiplantae, Streptophyta, Magnoliopsida, Fabales, Fabaceae. The transcript is spliced from 4 exons.
UGAGUUUAAAAACACACUCAAUCACUCUCUCUUCUAAACAUAAUCUUCUUCCCUUCACACACACAGCUAGCUCUCAAGGCAAGUGAUCUUCGUCAGAGAGGAAUUAAAACAUGGUAAACCUCGUAGCAGCACAGAGACCAUUAUUGCAUGGGCUGAUGAAGAUGGCCGGCAUAGCACCCUACACGGUGGAGAUAGAGCCAGGCACGGUCAUGACCUUCUGGGUUCCCGCCAACACCAUCUCUAAGCCCAAAAAGUCCCAUGAAACACCCCAAGUCAUCGCCAAGCCCGCCAAACCAGUGGUAGUGCUGGUUCACGGUUUCGCGGCGGAGGGAAUAGUGACGUGGCAGUUCCAGGUGGGUGCACUGACAAAAAAAUACGCGGUUUACGUGCCGGACCUGCUGUUCUUCGGGGGAUCGAGGACGGAUAAGCCGGACCGGUCGCCGGGGUUUCAAGCGGAGUGUUUGGUGAGAGCGUUAAGGAAGCUUGGGGUGGAGGAGUGUGUGGUGGUCGGGUUUAGCUAUGGAGGGAUGGUGGGGUUUAAGAUGGCGGAGACGUGGCCGGAGAUGGUGAGAGGGAUGGUGAUAUCGGGUUCCAUUUUGGCCAUGACGGAUUCGAUCAGUGAAAGCACGUUGAAGGAGCUUGGUUUCUCGUCGUCGUCGGAGCUCUUGUUGCCUACUUCCGUCAAGGGACUCAAGGCGCUCUUGUCUGUAGCUACUUACAAGAAGCUCUGGUUCCCUGAUCGCCUCCAUAAAGACUUUCUUGAGGUGAUGUUCACAAACAGGAAAGAGAGAGGUGAGCUGUUGGAGGGCCUAGUCAUAAGCAACAAAGACAUGACUAUUCCAAAAUUUCCUCAGAGAAUUCAUCUUUUGUGGGGGGAGAAUGAUCAGAUCUUCAAAGUGGAGCUGGCGCACAACAUGAAAGAGCAAGUGGGGGAGAAUGUAACGUUGGAAGGGAUAAAGAAGGGAGGCCAUCUGGUUCACUUGGAGAGACCCUGCGUCUACAACAGGUGCCUCAAGCAGUUCCUUUCUUCUCUCCAGCUUCCCUCUCCAAAAUAAUCCUUCAACUCUCUUCUACUGUGUCUGCUAUUCUCUUCAUGUACCUUUUUUUUAUUGUAGUUCACUGGCUUAGCUUGUUUCCACUUAUAAUUCUAUAUUACUCCUCCAAUUUCUAUUAUAAAUGAUAAAAACAUACCCACGACUUUACAUUGAAUAAAAA